AGACUUCCGAGCCGUCGCACGCCUUUCUCGCGACCGCCCAAACGACGAUUUUACACACACAGUACAAUAUUAUAUACAAGAACAACAUACCGUAUACCGCAAACCACGUACAAUAUUCUUCGACCAGCGUCGUGAAUUCGUUAAUUUCGUCGUAUUAUUGUAAUAUUGCUUUAUUCUAUUGUACUGCGCACGUCCGUCUCACGUAUACGACUCCGCGUGUGUCCGGUCAGACUGGCCCAGCGGAACACUUUGGAUGGCAGUGCACCAUGGGCAAUUCGUCUUCGUCGCACGGCAAACUGCAUAAGUUGCACUACAAUGGUGCGGCUAGUUCGCGAGACCAUCUGUCGUCGUCAUCGUCGUCCGAGAGAUUCACUUCCGGUCCGCCAUCUGCGCCGGGAAAACCGUACCUGGUGGUCGCGGAUCCAGCAGACGAACCGGACGUGAUAACAGUCAAGUGGAAACCACCGGCUCGCGACAGCGGUUCGAAAAUCACAGGAUAUAUUGUCGAGCAUCGUCGGACCAUUUCGCCUCAUUGGGUUAAAGCUACGCCGGGAAAAGUUCAACAUAAUCAGUUAACGUUAAGCGGCCUUGAGCCGGGAUGGCGUUAUCAGUUCAGAGUAAAAGCCUUCAACGCAUCGGGACAAUCACCACCAAGCGUCGUUUCAGAUCCGGUCACGAUGACCGUUCACAGGACGGCAGUCGUGGCACCGGUUUUCGUUUGUGGGAUAGAAGACCGCGUAGCGUUAGAAAAUGAUCAGGUAAAAUUCGAAGUGGAGUUUGAAGGCACGCCGACACCAAAAAUCAGUUGGUACAAAGACGGGUUUGAACUGUUCAGCAACAGACGGCAAAGGGUAAACACUGAUAAUGGCAUGAGUACGUUGUACAUCCAUCAGGCUGAGUACUCAGACGAAGGAGAAAUAAAAUGUUCCGCUACAAACAGAGCUGGCCACGCAAUCACUAAAGCUAGGUUGAGACUCGAAGCACCACCCAUGGUUCGUUUACCGCAAGACUAUGAAGAUGGUUUACUCUUAGAACAGAAUGAACCAAUGAGAUUAAAAGUAUCAGUUUCCGGUCGCCCGUUACCACAAGUUACUUGGCUUCACGAUGGCGAAGAAAUACGAGGCGGGGAUAGGUUUGAAGUAAUUCAUACAGAUAAAUAUGCUGCAUUAAAAUUAGCAUGUGUUAAGAGAUCAGAUAGAGGAUGCUAUCAAAUCCAAGCAGUAAACCCGUUGGGUGAACAUAUGGCUUCAUUUUUGGUUACUGUAACGGAUAGACCUUCACAGCCAGGUAAAGUGCAUGUAUCCAAAACGUCAGGUAAAUCUGUAACACUCUCCUGGAAGCCACCAGAAGAUGACGGAGGCUGUAAAAUUGGAAAUUAUAUAAUUGAGUAUAAUAGAGUUGGAUGGGAUAUGUGGUUAAAAGCAUCGACCAGUAGACAACUAACUGCAGACCUCGAUGAUUUACUUGAGGGUUCGGAGUACAGAUUUCGAGUAAAAGCAGAAAAUCCUUACGGUAUGAGUUUACCGAGUGAAGUUUCUGAACCAAUAUUCUUACCAGAUAUUAAACGAGGUAUAUACAAGCCAGUGGUAACAGCGCCUCUCUUAUUCGAAGACGAAGAAAAGCUAAUCAAAAUUCAAGAAACAGAAAUGUUGGAGUACUUUGGUCGAAAAUCUAAAUCUCCCGAACCGUUGUCUAAAGCGAGAAAACUAAGCGUAGAUGAGGUUUCGCCUCCUGUACCAAAGAGACGGAAAAAAAAGUCAAAGACUGAUUUAAAUAGCUCAGAGGUGGAUAUUUAUAAAUCUUUUAGUUUUUUAGACGUAUCCACUGAGACCUGUCAACAACCAAUUGAACAAAAAGACCAUUGGGGUUUACCUCCUGGGUUGAAGACAAAUAGUGGUAGGAUAAGUCAAGAAGAUUUAACGAACUCUCAAAUAAUACCAAUGAAUUGUAAAACAAAAAGAAAUUCAACAGACUCACUUUUACUAUUGAAUUUCGAACGAGGAUCAGCUCCACCCAUUUCAUUAUCAUCUCCAGAAUUGGGUGCAGAGUCUGAAGGUUUUGAAGAACAGAUAAGGAAUUCUUACAGUUCUAGUGAACUUCUCUACGAAAGAAACUUAAAUAGGUUCAAUGGUUAUUCAAACGAUGAAAAUUUGUCGUCUGAAGCUCAAAAAAUUGCAAUUUAUGCGAUGGAUAGAAAAAACAGUUUAAGGCGGUCACCUAUCACUAGAAGAUCAAAUGAUGGUUCCGAAGAAAAAUCAAUUUUUAGCGAUUCAGAUUCAGUUCAUAGUGUCAUCGAUAUUUCUAAAAGAAAAAAUGCAAGUAGUUUUAUGUCAUUAGCGAAUAGUAUAGAAGAAGAAAUUGUGGAAGGCGUUAAAGAAACAAUCGACAAUGACGAAACGGAACAGUCUACUUCGUUUUCUGGUGUAGAGUCUGAAACGUCAAUAGAAUCAGAUGAUGAUUAUAAUAUGUCAGACAGGUCGGAAGAAAAGUUUACCAACUUUGGAAGUGGAAAACGAGCGUUAGAACAAAAUACGUCGAGUGCUUUCUUUUCAACAGUAUAUUAUGACGAUGAUUACAUGUCAGAUCAAAAACUAUCGGAUAGGGAACAAUCAAAGUCACCGGCCAAAUUGUUGGAAAAGGCCGACGAAGGGCUAUCAACUUCAGCCACCAAAAGUUCCGAAAAUUCCGAUCGAAGAUCGCCAACAACACAGCCCGCGGAAGAGACGUCGGAACAGUCUGACUCGAUGUCCCAAGACUCAUUAAACUAUUCCAACGGAUCGAUUAAUAGCAGUGAAUACUCUCGAUCGGAUGAGCACAAAUCGGACACGGCUGAGAUAUCUACGGUAGAGACGCUAAUGGAUGGGUCUUAUCGACCAAGAGACGGUAUCCCCAAGUAUGUAAUGUUGCCAAAUCCGUUCUACAAGGAAAAUAGUGCAGCGUCUGAGAGUACGGACCUGGUGAAAUUCAAAUUAUCGUCAGAUACGACCGGUAUCAUACCACCUGAAAUACCGGAACGGGAAACUGGAAUUGCUAGUGGUGUCAGACAAACGCUUCCAGUCAUCACCGUCACGGAGAUGAGCGAUCGUAGCCCCAAGUCUGUGCUGAAGAAGAUUUUUGUACCACCAUUUUUUAGCAAACAUUCGAACGGGCCUGACCGUGACAAGUACGAUGACCAAAUGUCUCGGAAGAAGUCUCCUGUGCGAGAUUCAAAAAAUGUUCAGACAGUUAGUAACGGGGAAGACGCGAUUGAGACUCCUGUUGUCACUGCCGAUACAGGCACUAAUGUCAAUGCUGACUCUUGCACUGAUACUGAUGCCUCCGCUGCCACCGAAAUUAUCGCGGUUAGGCAUUACGGUGACAUUGUAGAACAAUACAGUGGAGUGAGUAGAAGACCUGUAGCCAAAACUUACUUAGACUUUGAACAGUUGAAAAUGGCCGCUGCUACCGAAAAUUGUGACGAACCAGUCGUUACAUUUGAAGCUGGACUGCGGGACAAUUUCGAAGAUGACGACGACGUAGAUGAAGAUUAUGCAAAUGAUGAAUACUUUGACGAGAGCGGUGAUUGUUCAUUGACUACAUUGUCCGGACAACCAGAAGUCAUUGAAGAUCCGGCGGCGUCUGGAGAAUGGCUGUCAGCCGUUGUGCUACAUCAGCCGAACUUGCCCGAGCCUUACGUGGUACCGUAUUUGAAGAUAUUCGGUAACCUGUCGUUGGCCGUGUUCGGUUAUUGGCUAUACAUGUGCAAGGACGAGAAGCUGUCCGUACCGGUUUUCGGGUUUCUGUUGUUCCGAUUCUUCAAGACACAAAUCUGGGACAGGAUUUGAUGUUAUGUUGAUUUUUGUAUAUAUAUAUAUAUAAUAUAUAUAUUGAAUUUUCGUUGUCCGCGAUAUACACGCGGCUCGGAUAAGUGCUAAAUGGGAAAAGACAGGGUUCCAUAAUAUGCUAUAUGUCCAUAAUGUUUAAUAUUUAAACAUGUUUAUUCUCAAUAUUUAUAUUAUUUUAUUGUUAAUUAUUAUUUUUUUUUUAUAUUUAAUGAGAAUUAUAACAGUAAUACGUAUUGUUAAUGUUAGGAAAUUGUUAUAUUUUAUACUGAAAGUUAUAAAAUAUUAUGAACCAAAUAAAAAGUAAUAUUUUAUAA
This is a messenger RNA of Rhopalosiphum padi (bird cherry-oat aphid), 4138 nucleotides long. It is a transcript of the gene MnM, whose product is annotated as muscle M-line assembly protein unc-89. NCBI's taxonomy places the organism in Eukaryota, Metazoa, Arthropoda, Insecta, Hemiptera, Aphididae. The transcript is spliced from 10 exons. Bases 267 to 3824 code for a protein of 1185 amino acids. The record is from RefSeq and is a predicted model, not a curated record. Gene Ontology annotation, molecular function: protein binding.